Messenger RNA from Pseudophryne corroboree (corroboree frog), 651 nucleotides. RefSeq names its product ATP synthase peripheral stalk subunit d (gene ATP5PD). Lineage: Eukaryota; Metazoa; Chordata; Amphibia; Anura; Myobatrachidae. Gene Ontology annotation, molecular function: proton-transporting ATP synthase activity, rotational mechanism. The transcript has 6 exons. Bases 117 to 602 code for a protein of 161 amino acids. The record is from RefSeq and is a predicted model, not a curated record. Gene Ontology annotation, biological process: proton motive force-driven ATP synthesis.
GUCGCGAUCUGUGAUUUGUUAAUGUAGGCGCUGGAAGAUCGUCACUUGCGCCGGUGGCCAUUGCAGUGUCCUGGAGGCUGUGUGACUGGAGGUCGCAGCGCAGAGAGACUGUAAUCAUGGCGGGUCGCAGAGCUUCAAUCAAGGCCGUAGACUGGCUAGCGUUUGCAGAAAGGGUUCCUCCAAAUCAGAAAGUCAUGUUCAAUUCACUGAAGACUCGCAGUGAUGCUGUUACUGCAAAGUUGACCUCUCUCCCAGCCAAACCCCCAACCAUUGACUGGUCUCAUUACCGUGCUGCGGUUGCCAAGGCAGGCUUCGUGGAUGAGUUUGAGAAAAAGUUCAGCGCCAUUACUGUUCCAGAGCCUGUUGAUAACCAGACACAGAAGAUAAAUGUACAGGAGCAGGAAGCUAAUAAACUGGCUAUAGCCUACAUUGAGGAGUCCAAAGCUAGGGUGGCACAGUUUGAGAAAGAGCUGUCCAAGUUUAAGAACAUGAUUCCAUUCGAUCAGAUGACAACUGAGGACCUAAAUGAUGCUUUCCCUGAGACCAAGCUAGACAAAGAGAAAUAUAUUUACUGGCCACAUAAGCCCGCCAGUGAAUUAUAAAUGGCACCAUGCUAACAUAUUAGAUGACAAUAAAACAUGUAAUGUAUAA